GGAAGGGUUCGUCCAGGAUAGAUCGAAUAUUAAUCCAUCAAAAGGAAGCCGGAUGAACUCGUGCACCGAAGUCAUUUGCUUCGAUAGGUAAUACUUCUUCGUGGAAUUACUAAGAAAAAUGGAAGAAAAAAAAUAAAAGACGUGUCCCCUCUGAGGAGAAGUUUCGAAAGUCUUGACUGGUUGCUGCGUUGGCUUAUGCUGUGACUGACAAUCUUUUUUGGCGCAUAUCCUUCCAUUCUCUGGGACUUUCGCCAAUAUUACGGAUGAAAUGUUUUCAACUGAGAACCACUGUCUAGAAAGCAGAUACUCACAGAGAGAAAGAGCCGAUCGGCGGCAGCGUUAAGGAGACGAAGAGGAAUUUAGCUGUCCGCUCCGGUUAUUUUUAACGUGUUAUUUUAUAAGGGCAGUCAGUGACAUGUUGGGUGCAAGAAAUUGUCCAUCGCGUAUGACCUAACGUACGUGCUGCUAUUCAGAGAGAGAGAGAGAGAAAGAGAGUGAUGGAGGCCUGCAACGAGAGAGGAGACCAGGUAGGCUCUAAUGGCUCAUCUUCGCAGAAGUCAUGGUCUGAGCUUAGGGGUGUUGUCAGUGAGUUACGUAGAAGACUAUCUGGUAUAUCUGCUGGUUCAGUACCUAGUUCGAUCACCUUUCGGUCUCUACCUGAUGGAAGGACAAGAAUAUAUUUCCUGAGCACACCCAGCAAUGGAUGGGAGACUACUCUACUCUAUGUGGAUAUUGCACAUUCAGAUCAUGCUAAUGGAUAUAGGCUUCAUUGGCAACCUGUUAUCGAAGCUAAUUUUCAAAGCGUGUCGUGCGCGAAUCUACUGUCAAAAGAAGAACAGCUGCUAUGGGAACGCAAGAGACUGACGACCUGGGGCAUUACCAGUUAUGAGAUUCAUCCUGAGAGUGGAAAACUAGUAUUUCCUGCUGCCAGUAGCCUUUAUCAAUGCGUCGAUACUGGAUUUAUGCCAGGGCCCUUAUUUCCCUCCGAACUAAGAAUGUCCACAUCUGGUGCCAAACUGUGUCCUCAAAUUUGUCCAUGGAACAAUGCUCUAGUAGCUCAUACAUGUUCCGGAGACUUACACCUAUCCCACAGCAUUACAGGUUCCUCUGUGAGAUUAACCCAUGCCAGGAAAGGUGGAAGAAGUCUAGCUGAUGAUCCUCUCACAGCAGGAACUCCUUCUUACGUAAUGCAAGAGGAGUUUACAAGGUAUGUCGGUUAUUGGUGGCAGCCAAAAUCUAAUGACGGUAUCUAUAGAAUCGUCUACGAGGAAGUCGACGAAAGCGACGUCAAAAUCUAUUGUUUACCUAUCUCCACAUCAUAUUCAGGUGAAAUUGAUGAAUUUCGAUUUCCCUGCGCGGGCAUGUCUAACGCUAGAAGUAACUUAAAAAUGGUGCAAUUCCGACUCUCGAAGACGCUACAGAUCACUGAUAUCGAGAUACUGGAGUUACAAUAUCCACUUCACACGAUGUUUCCCUGGAUGGAAUAUAUGGUCAGAGUAGGAUGGACUCCGGAUUCUCAAUACGUGUGGGUUCAGUUGCUUGAUCGAAAACAACAGCGACUAGAGUUGGUGUUAUUAUCAGUGGACAAUUUUUGUGAACCACCACCAAACGUAUAUAAUUCCGAGAAUCAUUUUACAUUGUCAUCAGCCAGUGUCCAAGUCAUUUACUCAGAGCAGAGCUCAAUAUGGAUAAACGUCAAUGACCUACUCUAUUUUCUACCCUCUGACGAUCCAACGGAAGUCAAAUUCAUUUGGGGCAGCGAAGAAUCUGAAUUCAGACAUUUGUAUUUAAUCACUUCAAGUAUAGCGGAUAAGAAUGAUGACUCAAUACAUGUACCCUGGACGUUUUGUACUUCAGGAUUAAGCAAUGGCGUUGAGGAACCUCUGGAUCGUAUGGACAGCGUUUUUCUUCAUCCACGUGUUCUUUCGAAAGUCGCUCUUACACAAGGCGACUGGGAAGUCCUGGGUCGUAAAUUGUGGGUGGACGAACCAAAUUCAAUAGUAUAUUUUUCUGGUUUACGUGAAGGUCCCUUGGAACAGCACGUUUAUGCAGUAUCGUUACGUCGCCCGUUGGAAAUAAGAUUACUUACAAGGCCGGGUUACAGUUACAAUAGCAUAUACUUCAAUAAGGAAUGCACCAUGUUGGUCACCGUGUACAGUUCAAUUAAAACACUGCCCGCUUGCCAGGCAUUUAGGAUAUUACAGUCUGACUGGACUGUUGAGAGUAUUUCGUUGACUCCCGUUGGAUAUCUUCUGGAACCGACGAUUCCUGAAUCCGAGAUAUUCGCUCCAGAAAUAUAUACGCACAAAAUCACAUCCGGCGACACAAUUUAUUCAAUGAUAUUCAAGCCACAUAAUUAUCAACCAGGUAACAAGUAUCCCACGAUACUUAAUGUGUAUGGCGGUCCUGCAGUACAGCUUGUGUCAAAUACGUUUAAGGGUAUGAGGCAUUUACGAAUGCACAUGUUGGCUGCACAGGGAUAUUGCGUGGUCCUCAUUGAUUCUCGCGGUUCCCAACACAGAGGCCUAAUGUUUGAAAGUCACUUGCGAAGACGUAUGGGAACAGUAGAAUUGAAUGAUCAAGUAGAAGUAUUAAGAUGGUUAUCAGAAACCACAGGCUAUAUUGAUAUAAAUAGAGUAGCUCUUCAUGGAUGGUCUUAUGGUGGUUACUUGAGUCUUAUGGGAUUGAUACAGUAUCCUGACGUAUUCAAGUUGGCAAUAGCCGGAGCACCGGUGACAUCCUGGAACUUUUACGAUACUGGGUAUACCGAGCGCUAUAUGGACCUUCCGCAGAAUAAUCCACGUGGUUACGUAAACGGAUCAGUCCUGAGCUACAUAAGCAAGUUCCCGGAUGAGGAGAAUCGACUGCUGAUUAUACAUGGGCUCAUGGACGAAAACGUUCACUUUUUUCACACAAGCCAGCUAAUUAAUGCCCUUGUGAAAGUUGGUAAGCCGUAUCAGCUUCAGGUCUAUCCUAACGAGAGACACAGCCUGCGAAAUCUAGACACGAGUAAGCACUACGAAACCACUCUGUUGUCUUUCUUGCAAAAUCAUUUAUAAAUGAAGUCCAAUGCAAUUCGCGAUCGUGCGUGGUCGUAUCCGGUCGGAAGAUUUCGGUUAAAAAAAUGUUUGCAAGUCAAAAUCGAUUAUCGUAUCGAGUAUCCCGAAAUAUAGUGACACCCGAGGAAUGCAAAAAACUGCCAUUAGUUUAUGUACGUAGUAAUAAACAUGAACGAUAAAAAUUGUUCUACUCGCGAUCUGAACUUCGCGACAAAGAGUCAAUCAAUUGAUGAUUGAUUUACGUUAUGGUUCUAAUUAUCUCGUUUUACUGUCGAUACGAAGAAUCAUCGCAAUACCGAAUGCUCCUCAGACUUCGAACACCUUACCUACCUUUAACCCGUUAAUAGUAUUACAAACUUUAUUACUAAAUUAUUCGCAAUAAUGCGCCUAGCUCCAAGCUUCACUUUCACAUCAUUAGGAGCCACACAAGGAGACUUUUUACACAAUAUAAGACUGUCUUAUAUUCUCCUUUUUCCCCUAUCUCUUUCAUGUUAACGUAAGAACAUUUCCCAAAUACGUAAUUAUGUGCGUAAAGUUAAAAGUCGUUGAUUUGAAAUCGCGGAGAGCUAAAGAUCGAAGGAAAAAUUAUGUAUAAAAAAAUUGCAAACAUGAAAUAAGCAUAUAAAAGCCUAGAAUUUAUUAUUUUUCUUUUUUAUUUUAAUAGAAGAAAAAGGAUAAUACUCUGAUUUUUGUAUAUAAAAUUGAUAUUAUUCUCGGCGUGAAGAAUGAUUUUUAACGGCUUUAUCAUUUUAUCCUACGCACAUUCAUUCAUGAAUUUCCGUUAAUCCCUUUCCUUAUCUUCGUACUGCGUCAUUCACCCUCACCCCGUACCAUCGUACUUACUUUUAAUGAUAUUCGCCUUGCGAGCUAGAUAUAUUUUUGAUCAAGUGAGAGUUGUGAAAUAAUCAUGAGACUCGGUGACGCGUACGAACGCGAAAACGAGCAUAUUCACCCCCUUUUAAUAAUAAAAAUAGCAAUGAGUUUGGAGUGAUACAGAUAUUCGCGUCUUACGUCAUUGUGAAACAUUGUAUAUCCAUUGGAUAAUUAUUAUUUGUCAAUAAAUAAAUUCACUAUUUUA
This is a messenger RNA of Cephus cinctus (wheat stem sawfly), 4137 nucleotides long. Its product is annotated as dipeptidyl peptidase 9. Gene Ontology annotation, biological process: proteolysis. The transcript has 11 exons. The record is from RefSeq and is a predicted model, not a curated record. Bases 498 to 3059 code for a protein of 853 amino acids. NCBI's taxonomy places the organism in Eukaryota, Metazoa, Arthropoda, Insecta, Hymenoptera, Cephidae. Gene Ontology annotation, molecular function: dipeptidyl-peptidase activity; serine-type peptidase activity.